This is a messenger RNA of Lentinula edodes (shiitake mushroom), 1421 nucleotides long. RefSeq lists its product as uncharacterized. The record is from RefSeq and is a predicted model, not a curated record. Lineage: Eukaryota; Fungi; Basidiomycota; Agaricomycetes; Agaricales; Omphalotaceae. The coding region runs from base 89 to 1261 and encodes 390 amino acids. The transcript has 4 exons.
AUCUCUCCUUAGUGAGUACCAUGUUGAAAAGCGGAGACUGAUUGCAUCGCUUCAUGUACUCGUUGGCCGAACAGGGAGCAAGUAAGAAAUGGUCUCUAUACCAUUGAACUCUAGGCCUAUCGAAACCGGCGCUUCGACGACCACUUCAAUAUCCAUAGAAGAAACUACAUCCCCUGCAAGAUUAAUUCUCAACGCUUCUGUCGCUUUGUAUAAUCAAGAUAAAACUGAGCAAGAGGUCUCCCUCCAGUCCCAAGUCCUCAACCGUUACAUCGAUCACCUCGGAUCUAGCUCUCUUCAUAGCUUCAAGCAGGAGAAGCUGCGCUCCGAGCUCAAUUCACUUGACCUUCGGAGGAAGAAGGCUGAAGAAGCUACCAAAGAACACUUGAAGCUCCUCGAAAUCUGCAAUGCGGAAGAUAUUGAGAAGAGAGUGUCGCAAGUGCAACGGAAUGUGGAAGUACUCGAAACGGAGGUGAUACCGGCUCUUCGUGAGCUACUGGCAAGCUUAGAGCCCCCAAUGGAGUCCGAACGUAACCCACUGAACUUGAAGUUGGACAAUCUUUAUAUCAAUAUGCAGCGCAUCGCUCUCGAUUUAGGCAUAAGCAUGGAAGGUCCAUUUACCCAAGUCGUCGAAGGCCCUGCGUCCAUUAAUCUUACUCGGGCAGAUCACAACUACGGGGUCGAUGACACAGUAAUGGAUAGCUUUGUGAAUUGGGAUGGGGGCCUUCCAGAUACGAGUGUCUCGGACUCUGUUGAUGGCGAGUCGAACGUUAACACUCUUCAUCUAUCGUUUCCAUCGCAUGUCCCUCCGUCUACGCCCAAAUUCUCCAAGACUGUAGGAACCAUGACGCACUUCAAUGGCCACUUCUCGUAUCCUAUGGUUGCCGAUACGAGCACAAACCCUAGUGUCGGGUCGAAUUUACAUCAAGAAGAAGCUGAAACAAAGGAAACUGAACCUGAUCGACGUCUUGAGAUCCCCAAUUGCAUCGCGCUUUUACUCGAUAAGCGGAAGCGAGUCAAAAACCUCCAAGAAGAGACUGAAUACAUGAAGAAAUUGAUUUCUAAGUUACAAGAACAAAAACUGACAUACGAGUCCCUUUCUGCCUCCCGCCGCAAGAUUCUAGAUCGUAUCAAAGCCCAACUCAAGUUUGCGCAAAGUUCUGAUCAUUUCAGGCAGGAGUGGUUCAACGCUGCCCGAGUGAUCACGGACCGUAUUGUCGACCAUGAGAUCACGGCGAUAUUGGAAAGGCUUCAAAUUGGAUAGCGACCAUCAUCAAACAUAUCAUGUGGAACACGGAUAUCUGAGUGUACGCAACAUGCAAAUUUGAUUCGUGAGCAGUGUCUACUACUGGAUGACUUCCCGUAAGCCUUUGCCCAAUAAUCUGAGUAAAUAAUUUUUGAGCCGGUCUGAUGCGAGUGACGGA